AUGGCUCGAACACCCGUUAGGAGCCGGAGAAUCAGCUCCUCCGAAUGGAACAUAGCGAAGCCUUUCAUUGAGCAGUUGUACAUUACCAACAAGCUCACUCUAAAGCUCCUUGCGACGGAGAUGGAGGAAAAGCAUGACUUUAUCGCUACCGAAGCGCAAUACCGAGCUCAAUUCGAUCGCUGGGGUCCUGGAUGGAAAAAGCACAAAAAAAGUGUGGACCAGGAGCCAGUCGAAAUUGCACUCCUUAGACACAAAUUCGUUGGACGGGACAUCGAUAUGUAUAGGUGGGGCAAGCUGGUGCCUGAGGAACAAGUCGCCCAAAUCAGAGACCGGAGCCGAGUCCCUCACCAUAAGCUGCACAAUGAGAAUUAUGUACCAGAUCUACCUAAGGGUGUUGCCAUUUACCCCCGCCGCCGCGACUUCACCGAAGAACUUACAUUCCGAGUUCCUUUUCUGGACCUCGAACGCUCGGUGUAUGAUCUGAUCGUUAAGUGCCGCGAUCUGGCUACACAGAGUACCACAGAACGAGUUGAGAUCAGAGACCUUUUCCGAGGUUACCGAGGACUCCCUCUACAGCGGAUUUCUGAUCGUCCGCUUCCCGAAUACUUGGAAUCUAGAAUUUCGGCACUGAACUCCAUUCUACCUUGUCUGUAUGACCCGAAGCGAAGCACUGGCGAAUCGAUCCUCAAUACCCUGAACGGAGCUUACAUUUCAAAUGUGCAUCGAGGCAUCUUGUGCGCGCUUGGCAACAACCUAGCUGGUCUCCAAGGUCUAUCCAGCGAGCAGCUUCACAGCCUCUUGGGCGUACUGAGUAGUCUCGACGUUUUGAGGGUAUUUGCGUCCAUACCAGGCCACUUAAGACAUCCAAUGAUCCAACAACUACUGCGGAUAUCAGUCGAAGUUGGCAAUGUGAGCUUGGUGAAAGCAAUAUUAUCCAAGGGACAAGCGCUACAGAUCGACAUCAAUGAGCAGUUUUGUACAAUCAAUGGACGAGCUUACACCUUGUUGGAGCGCGCUUCUAUACUAAGACAAUUUGACAUGAUCAUAACCAUGCUCGAUUACGGUGCCAAUAGGGAAAUCUUUGGGACGUCGAUUCUUGCAUACGUUGCGAGUCAAGAGGGGCUCUACAAUGCGCGCUUCUCCGAAGUCCCAGAGAUCACCGACUUGAUACCCGGACCGUCAGCCUGCUUCUAG
This is a messenger RNA of Parastagonospora nodorum SN15, 1194 nucleotides long. RefSeq lists its product as hypothetical. NCBI's taxonomy places the organism in Eukaryota, Fungi, Ascomycota, Dothideomycetes, Pleosporales, Phaeosphaeriaceae. The record is from RefSeq and is a predicted model, not a curated record. The transcript has 4 exons. The coding region runs from base 1 to 1194 and encodes 397 amino acids.